Suncus etruscus (white-toothed pygmy shrew) is the source of this 1425-nucleotide messenger RNA. RefSeq names its product keratin 222 (gene KRT222). The coding region runs from base 12 to 989 and encodes 325 amino acids. The transcript is spliced from 6 exons. The record is from RefSeq and is a predicted model, not a curated record. Lineage: Eukaryota; Metazoa; Chordata; Mammalia; Eulipotyphla; Soricidae. Gene Ontology annotation, molecular function: structural molecule activity.
UUCUGCUCGAGAUGCAGACGGAGCAGGCUGGAGCUGGCUCUGCCGCAGCGACUCAUCCUAUCGAUAAGGUUCAGUUAGCCAAGGUGGAGGAUGGGAAAAGAAUGGAGCUGUCCCAGCUACUCAAUGAGAUCAGGGCAAACUAUGAAAAGCUCCUCACCAGAAAUCAGAUAGAGACCGUGCUCUCAACAAGGAUCCAGUUAGAAGAAGAUAUAAGCAAAAGAAUGGACAAAGAUGAAGAGGCUUUAAGGGCGGCUCAAGCAGAACUGAAGGAAGCCCGUCGCCAGUGGCACCAUCUGCAAGUGGAAAUUGAAUCUCUCCAUGCAGUGGAACGAGGCCUUGAAAACUCCCUCCAGGCCAGUGAGCAGCAUCAUCAGAUGCAACUCCAAGAUCUAGAGGCCGUGAUUGAAGGACUAGAAACAGAGCUCCAGGAAGUCAGGCGGGGCAUCGAAAAGCAACUUCAAGAGCAUGAGAUGCUUCUCAACACGAAGAUGAGGCUAGAACAAGAAAUAGCAACCUACCGACGCCUCCUUGAGAAGGAAGAAAUCAGAUAUUAUGGUUGUAUUCAAGGAGAGAAAAAAGAACGAAAACCUACCACACACAGAGUUGGUUUUGUUCUACCUUCAGCCAUUAUAAAUGAAAUCUCUUUUUCAACAAAAGUCCAACCAAAAUGUGAGAAUGAGAAAGUGGAGACAGUGACCAAGCAGGCAAUAUCAAAUGGAAAUAUUGUGAAGGAAAGCACUGAAGCUCAUGGCACUAUUCAGACAGAGAAAGUGGAUGAAGUUAUCAAAGAAUGGGAAGGUUCCUUCUUUAAAGAUAACCCUCGACUAAGGAAAAAAUCUGUUUCUCUUCGAUUUGACCUUCAUUUAGCAGCCACAGAUGAGGGGUGCUUACAGACUAAACAGGAUAAUCUACCAGAUAUAGAAGUCAGGCUGAUAAUGAGAAGGUCUUGUAGUAUCCCCUCGAUCAAACAUCCAUCAACAGCUAAUUAAUUCACAGGCAGAGUAUAACUGGAUUUGAGAACAUGACAUCAGGGUGGACUAAGGUGAGUCUUGCCGACCACCUUCUGUCCCCAAAUGUAAGUAUGUUAUGAUCAAUGUGUGAAUCUUUUCAGGGACUAAAAAUGUAAGGGACAAAAUUUCUCUAAUUAAUGGAUGUGAGGUUUUGUUUUUUUUUUUAGAGAGGGGGGAACUUCCAAAUAAAAUGAGAAAUUUAAUAUGGUUUCUAUUUUAUUUAUUCUCCAAAUAAUCCUUUUCCCUUGAAGUUUCAUCAGAGAUGGUAAGCUUGAGGCUGGUUCAGGUAAGCCACGGGCUAACUUAAGCCAGUGGCUAAUAGAUCUACUAAGGAAAUGAAAAAUGUUUUCAUGUGAUUGUCUUGUGUUCAGCUUUGAACUGUUUCUCUCCGUGACUGGUUCUAUCUAAAAAAUAU